Effrenium voratum is the source of this 582-nucleotide messenger RNA. The record is from the annotation of a GenBank genome assembly. Lineage: Eukaryota; Dinophyceae; Suessiales; Symbiodiniaceae.
AUGGAGGUCGUCCGUUUUUUGGUGGAGAGUGGCGUGGACGUAUCCCAGGGCGUUGGGGACAUGGUCAUGGAAGCGGCAGCUGCCAAAAAUGAUGUGGCGCUUCUUCAGCUUCUCCUUGACAAGGCAGCCCACUUCCAGUCGGUUGCUGGGGAGAGGGCCCUGGCAUCUGCAGCACGCUGCCGAAGCUGGGAGGCAGUUCACUUCCUAACCCUUGUGGACGUAGAGCUGGAAUCUUGGUCAGGGCACAUUGCUUUGCUUGCAGCUGCGCGGACGAAAAACACCUUCAUAAUGCACAUACUGCAGAGGGCUGGCCUGGACAUGUCCUCGGAGCGCUCGCGGCUCACGUUAUGGGCAAGCACACUUUGUGGGCAGCGCAAAAAUCUGGGGCACUGUGUCAGACCACCAGGCUCGAAAUAUCCAUCACCUGGCGAUGAAUUCAGGACUCUGGCCUGCAGGACGAAGACAAAGAUGGCGAUCGCCAAGUCCAAGGUGGUGGAGGCGGGACGUGAACAUGACGCUGCAGCGACACCAUCCACGCUGGACAGAAACUCAUUGCGCAUGCACGACUGCGAGGUAGCAGAA